GUGUGUGCAGCUGCAGCAGAAAGAUGGAGGCGUUCUUUAAUCUCUUUAAGAGGAAAGUUGAGACUGAUGGCCCCAGGACCGUCAACAUAUACUUGGGAUUUUUUCUGAUGGUCAAUCUUGUAUUGGGUACCGGGUUCCUCUCUAUUCCCUACGGAUUCUACAGCUCCGGCGUCCUUCCUAGCAUCAUUACCUUGCUGUUCAUUAGCUGUCUCUCGUGGCUCUGUGCUAUUUGGGUUGUGGAGACCAUGGCAAGGGCACAGGGAUACAACGACUACAAAACUUCUGGGACAACUCAGGAAUCCAAACAGGCCCUACAUUUUUAUAUAACUCCAAUUCGAAAAUUUGAGCCAACAGAAAUGUGCGACUUAUUCAUUGGGCGUUGGAUGAAGAUAGUCUAUGCCAUCAUGUUAGUCACUAUCAUAUUCUUUGCUGCGAUGGCAUACAGCACUGUCGCCGGCUCUGCAUGGUCUGUCAAUAUUCCGUUUAAUUUUGGGAACUUGAGGCAGUGUCGCGACGAUGACUUUAAAGACAACGUGUUUCCAGAAGACGAAGGGUGUGGCAAUGCGUAUCGCUUUUGUGUCUUCGUAUUUGCAUGCAUUGUUUUAUUUCUAUCAGUGCUACCACUUAAAGAGCAGCUCAUUGUUCAAGUGAUACUGGGUUUAUUACGCUUCACUGCCAUCGGUGCCAUUGUCAUAUACUGCCUGGUUCAUUUGUUUGGUGGCAAUGUCAUUGAGAACUGUAACAAUCCACUUUAUGAACCUGAAUUUGACAUAGUAAACGUUUCUGACUUCUCAUCAAACUUCUCAUUGAACUUUACCUAUUCCAUGUUCAAUUCAACCGAGACUCUUAAAGAAGUGUUCCUCAGUUUUGAUGGAAAGAGUUGGAUGGUAUCCAUUUCUAUUUAUUCGUACGCUCAUAUCCUCCAUCAGGCUAUACCAGCCCUUACUCAUCCUAUAAAAAAGAAGGAGUGGCUACGAGGCUACUUCAAUGCUCUAUUCCUAACAUUGGCAUCAAUGUACUUGAUAAUGGGCAUUGCUGGAUCAUUCUGGUUCCGAGACUGCAUUAAUGAGACCUGCACUUUAAAUUGGGAGCCACUCGCUAGGCCUGGGAAUGCAAAAGCUCUUCGUGCUUUAUCAUAUUUUAUUGUUUUAUUCCCAAGUAUUGACGUCCUGUCAGCUUUCCCACUGGUAAUAAUCACUACAGUCAACAACAUUUACACUGUGAUACUGGGGAGAGAUACUACUAAGGAUACGCACAUUAAAUUUUACAUUCUUCAAUUUUUCAUGAAGCUCUUGGUUGCUACUCUACCUCUGGCUGUGGCAAUGUUUGUGGCUAAUCUUGUGACGGUUAUUAAUUAUGCUGGUCUAAUCGGUUUUUUCAUUUGCUUUUAUUUUCCAGUCAUACUACAGCUAGCUUCUCAAUGGAAGUGCUAUAACGUUUUCUCUGCAGCUAAUGGGACUAGUAUCAACUGUACUAAAAUUUUCUCUGAUACAUCAUCAGUUGGCGAUAAAUCUCCAUUGAUUUCUCAAAUCGGCCACGAAAACCUUCGAAAGCGUCUUUUGUCCUUUUUUCUUUCAAGGCAAUCAGACCUUUAUAAAACACCUUAUUCUCUCCCUUACCUUAGCUCACCACUUUGUGCAUUGAUUGUGGGUAUUAUUUCCUCCACAUUUAUAGUUAUUACUAUUGUAAGUCUUGCUAUCUAAUUUUUUGUUUUUUAAAAGUUA
Amphimedon queenslandica is the source of this 1724-nucleotide messenger RNA. Its product is annotated as transmembrane protein 104 homolog. The coding region runs from base 24 to 1703 and encodes 559 amino acids. The transcript is spliced from 3 exons. Lineage: Eukaryota; Metazoa; Porifera; Demospongiae; Haplosclerida; Niphatidae. The record is from RefSeq and is a predicted model, not a curated record.